GAUAGUGAUAUUUCAACUGCAUCAGAAAAUGAAUCCAACGAAAAUAUUUUAGAACAAAGAAUACAACUUGUGCAUCCUGAUAAUGAUCAGAAUAAAAACCUAAAUUCAGAGGAGGAGGACUGGGAGAAUAACAAUCUUGACUUAACAAUUCGUGAAAAGAUAAUCAAAGGCUGCUCCUGCAGAAUGGAUUGCAUAUCAAAUAUUAGUUUUGAAGAAAUCAGUCACCAUAUUUAUUCCAUGAGAGAACUUUCCAAGGAAGAGAAGGAUAUGUACAUUAUGGGAAAGCUAAAAAGUAAAAGUUCUGGUGGCGGAUCUUCAAGACGCGAUGCCAAACGACAGAGAUACGAAUACAAUUUUGAUGACCGGGAAGUAUGUAAAGAUGUGUUUUUAUUUUUACAUGACAUUGGUGAAAAACAUUUUAAAAAUCUUGUGAAGCAUAUGAAGACCCAUGGAAUAAAACCACGGACACAUGGAAACAUCGGGAAAAAACCACACAAUGCCUGUCCUUUGAAGAAAUUAAAUUUGUCGUGCAGUUUAUCAAUCGAUAUUCUGAAGAUAAUGGACUUCCUAUGCCAGCUGGUCGCGACUCCGAACCACCCAUUUUUCUACCUUGUUCAACACCAAAGAACGAAAUUCAUCAGUUAUAUUUUGAAGCUUGUCAUGAGGUCCAAAUUCGUGCUGUUAAAUUGUCCUCAUUCUAUUCCAUCUGGUCUGCCUGCCUUCCUAACAUUCAGAUUGCCAACCCCAGAUCUGAUGUAUGCAAUACCUGUGAGCGCCACAGAGAGCACAUUUUGAAUGCAAGAUCUGAAAAUGAAAAGCUUACAGCAACAAGAAAUUUUACAGAUCACAUUGAAAAAGCAGAGAGGGAGCAUCACCUCUACAUUCAGUGCAUUAAAGAAGCCAGGGAAGAACAUCAGUCUAUUCAGCUUCCUGAGCCACCUGUUAGACCCUGUUCCACAGAUUUCCUCAAAACUCACUACACUUUUGACUUCGCGCAAUGUGUGUCUGUACCUCAUCAUUCCAGACAAGUAGGGCCAUUAUUCUUUGAGACACCACGGAAAAUUCAGAUCUUUGGAAUUUGUAUGGAGGGAGCAGGAUCUCAGCGAAAUUAUUUGAUUGAUGAAGACCAGACCAUUGGAAGAGAUGGAAAGAAUGCCCAUGGGCCAAAUACAGUCAUCAGCAUACUUCAUCACCAUUUUCAAAAUUAUAGCAUGGGAGAGAAAUGUGCUGUUCUUCACUGUGAUAACUGUCCAGGUCAAAACAAAAACCGGUAUGUGAUUGGAUAUUUGCUAUGGUGAGUCAUGAUUGGGCUACAUCGAGCAAUUGAACUUCACAUGCAGAUACCAGGGCAUACAAAAUGUCAAGUGGAUGCAGGCUUUGCUCAGAUCAAAAAGAAGUACAGGAGAUCAGAUUGUGACACUCUACAGCAUGUUGCUGACGUAGUCUCCAAGUCCUCCAAAAGUAACGAGGCUGUGAUAAAAGAGGAUGGAAAUGUGAAAUACUAUGAAUGGAAAGAGUAUAUAAAAACAACUUUUCAGCCUUUGAAAGGGAUACGCAAGUUUCAUCACUUCACUUUUUCAGCACUGCUGCCUGGAGUUGUAUUAUGCAGCGUUGAUGUAGAUGGCGACAAGGUCCCAGUAAUCCUCAGUAAUCACGACCAAAUCAGUGUAAAUCUACCACCAGAAAUAAUGCCGGGCGGACUCAGUAGAGAACGACAGGAAUAUUUAUACAAACAUAUCAGACCUCAUGUCCGGGAAUGUUUCAGGGACACAACAUGUCCAGAAUGUCAUGAAGAAUAAGUGAAAGUUUCAAUUGUUUCCGACAAUGAUUAACGUCAUUUCAACGUCAUUUUUUGUAACGUCAUUGAAAUAUCAUCUUAACCUUUGACAGCCUAUAUCUCAGUAAAUAUGCUGAAUAUUUGACCCAAACUUCACAUGUGUCUUUUUAAUGUUGUUUUCUAUCAUAUUCCAUUAAAAAGUUAAUUUUGAUAAUUUUUACCAUAAGGGCCCUUUUUGCAUGGGACGGCUCAUAUAUAU
Messenger RNA from Ostrea edulis (European flat oyster), 2036 nucleotides. RefSeq lists its product as uncharacterized. The record is from RefSeq and is a predicted model, not a curated record. Bases 570 to 1298 code for a protein of 242 amino acids. The transcript is spliced from 3 exons. Lineage: Eukaryota; Metazoa; Mollusca; Bivalvia; Ostreida; Ostreidae.